AUGAUGGAUACAGUCAAUUUGUCUCGCUCCCAGAGGCUUUUAGUCGCAGAUGCGACGAGGCUUGCGAGAGAAGGAAGUGAGAACGUCGCUGUGAGGGACGCGACGGAGUGUGCGAGAGAUAGACAGAGCGGGGCGGUGCCCGUUGACUCGAUUACCUUGAGAGCUCGUGCAGUGGAAGACGUUCCUUCGGAAGACGACGGUUCUGAAGCCGAGUUGUUUCUGACGACCUUAUACCCCGAAGGGAUUUUCGAGGAGCUUCCACGACUGCACCCUGACUUAUUGCGUCCUGCUUUCGUGGCUGGUCAAGAUUGGAACGGCGUGGACGAGACUAAGUCGACCCCGAGGAGCGUGAAGAGGGUUCUUCGGGCCGCGAACGCUACAGGCGUGACCUUCCUCAUUCCUACGAAAGAGCAAAGGCCUUGGUCUCCUCCGAUCGGAUACCAGACGGUUUACGAGUCCUAUUUCCAGGAUGACACUCGAUGUUGGUUCCCCAUCCCGCGACUGAUCACCGCGUACGCUAGGCUGCGAGAUCUCGCGAUCAGUCAGUUACUGAACGGCUCGCUGCGACUGGCCGUCACUUUAUCAGUUCUAGCGGAUCAGAUCGACAUGCCGAUGAGCGUCAGGUCAUUCGAGGAGAUGACCUCGAUAACCGACAUGAAGGACGGAACCUAUUCGGUGAAGAUGCGAACACACUGCAAUGUGUGCGCCGGUCAUCCAAACAAGACGCAGAAUUGGCAGCGCUCUUAUUUCUUCCUCAAGUCCGACGACUCGGCUUUCGAGGAGCCCCCUCGAGAGGGCUAUCGGGUUCUAUGGAACCGUUCUUGUGUUUGCCAUCCUACGUCUCCAGUCUAUCCGGAGGAUUUCCUGAAGAGCGUUCGAGCCGUCGCUUUGCUUCGAAUUUACCGUUGGUCCGAAAUUUCCGUUGAGAGGAUUCGCGAGCUUAAGGACCGGAUCGCUCGAAGAGAGUGGAGAUCCGAUCUUCCGACCGUUCUUCCUAUUCGCACCAAGAGACUAGACAUCUUCCCGAAGGACAUCCAGAGGCAAGUUUCUGAAGCAAAGAGGAUGGGAACUCUUCCUGAUUUGAGCGCGAUAUUAGCCGCCCAGCUGGGGCUGGCCAACGGGGAAGGACCCUCGACGGCGGCUCCUCGCGCUGGUGGGGUUCCCCCUUCUGAUGCUAGAAACGCAGGGAAGGGUAAAAAAAGGAAGAGGGGCGGCUCGGAAGUAGAGGUGAGCGCCGAGGAGGCGAGCGACGUACCUCCUUCCGGCGAACCCCAGAAGAAGAAGAAGAAGAAGAAGAAGAGGACAAAGAAGCCCGUUGACGAGCGGUCGGAGAGUCCUGAAGAACCGGCUGAGAUUGAGGAGGGCGAUGUCCAAGAAGAAGAACUUCAGCCCGAAGAGGAGGCUUCUAAGGCUGAAAUCUCGGGAGAAUGGAACGAUGCGGAGGAAGUUGGUGGAGGGGAGGAAUCUGAAACUCCUCUUAGUGCCGCCCGUCCGGACGGUUCUGAAGGGGUCAGCGGAGAGUCACCGCUUUUGAUCAGGAGGCCUAACGAUGGAGUUGGCGACGAGGCGCGAUCUCCUAUUCUGGCGUCUUCUCGCGAGGGAACUCCGGCUCUCAUUGGAGAAGGAGCCGCUCAGAUCGGUACUUCUUCUCGCGGCUCCCCUAUCUUGAGGAGGGUGCCCGGAGUCAACUUUCCGGACAAGGUUUCGUUUCACUACGAGGGACCGGCCCCUCUAGUGUACGUUCCCGAGAAGUGCGGAGAGUUCCUUCGCCAACUAAGGGGGAGGGCGAAACCUUUGCCCGCCGUGAAGGACCUCAUCUUUGGGAGCGAAUACGAGGAAGCUGCGAGGGCCAAGCUGCUGGGGGACAGCGCGAUGAACGUCGUGAUUGAUAAAUACGACACUGCCAUGAAGGGAGCUUUGGGCGAACUCGAGCUGGCUAAGAAGGAGCAAGCGGAUAGAGAGGAAGCUUCUGCUCGCCAGCUGAAUGCAUCGAGGGCUGACGUCGAGAGGCUUAACGGGAUGGUUGCUCGCAUCAUUGUUCGAAGGGACGAGCUCAAAGCCGAGUUGGAGACAUCCCGAGGAGUCGUCCAUGAGCUCGAGCGGAAGAACGCCGGACUUGAGAGCGAGAAGGUUUCUCUCGCUGCGUCUCAUGAAGGAGAGAUGAGGCGCCUUAGAGAUUCCAGAAUCCUGGAAGUGACGAGGGAAAGAGGAAGAGUUGAGGCCGAGAUGGCCGCGAAAGCUAAACGUCACUUCGCUAGGAUUCGCUCCCGAGAAGAGCGACGAGGUCCCUACGAGGAGGCCCGGUUGCUUCAUAGCCAAGCCUUCGGAACCAGGAAAUGCCUUGAGGCUUUGAAGAGGGCUGGGAGCGAUAUUUCGCAAGCUACUAUCGAGAUAUUCGCCGAGCAAGAAAAGAAAUACGAGCAGGAAGCCCAGAAGCUUAGGGUGGGUGAGAUACCCGAGGAAGAUCUCACACUUUCUCCUCUCGUAUUGGACUCUCAGUUUAUGGAUGCUCGAAUCUUGGCGAGUCUCGAUCCGUAUGGGUCCAACGCCGGCUUAAUUGAUCCGGAGACUGCAGCGAGUCUUCACGUUCCGCCUACUCAUCCAACUGAAGCGCGGCACGAAGACCCGACGCCUCUUCUUGAAGGCCCUUUGGCCGAUCCAGAGAUCAUCCCGAGAUCAGACGAAGCGUGUGUUUCUCCGGCUGCUCGUGAGUCGAGUGUCAGGGCUUCGGAGCUCUCCGUCCUCAACGAUCGUGAAAGCGGCCGGGAGGACUAG
Messenger RNA from Brassica napus (rape), 2775 nucleotides. Its product is annotated as meiosis-specific protein ASY2-like. Bases 1 to 2775 code for a protein of 924 amino acids. The record is from RefSeq and is a predicted model, not a curated record. NCBI's taxonomy places the organism in Eukaryota, Viridiplantae, Streptophyta, Magnoliopsida, Brassicales, Brassicaceae. The transcript has 4 exons.